Molecule: messenger RNA, 2488 nt
Organism: Paramuricea clavata
Lineage: Eukaryota; Metazoa; Cnidaria; Anthozoa; Malacalcyonacea; Plexauridae
Source: the annotation of a GenBank genome assembly
AUGGACACCGAAGGAGAUGGUUCUGAAAGUUUACCUUCUUCGAGCUCGAAUCCAAGCGAAAGUGGUAAACGAAAGUCAUACAUUGCUAGCAAAGGAAGAACUAGAAUAUACUUGUAUGAGCAAUUCAUUCCAUGGACGGAGUUGAAAGGGGAACUAAACUUUGCUACCGAGAAACAGCUUGCAGACUUCUUGAUGAAAGCAUAUUUAUCCGGACAGGAAAGUGCUGUGAAAUGGUAGGUUACGUAUGUAUAAUAGUUGUGAUAAUGUUUUUAUGGUUAUUUAUUAUUGUGCUUAUUUCAGUCAUAGUAUUAAAGCAAUCAUUGGUUCAGAUUGGUUUAAAUAUUUCAUGUUUUUUCAUAUUUUAAUAGCGACGCGGACACACAGACAAAUGUCAAUGAUGUCGAUUCAAUCUUUUCAUUUUCAUCUCCUGUGUGCCCUCGUAAGUAAUUUAUAUUCAUUAAUCUCGCAUAUUUCUCGUCUACCAAUUUAAAUUUUCUUCGUAAGCUUUUAUAUUUCGAAAUAUUUGUGUUGUUUUCAGGGUGAUGUUUUCUACUCCUGUACGUAUGAACGAAGAUGUCACAGCGACCAAAACACAUGACGAACAUUCCAGGCGGCAGCUUCUCUCGGAAUCCACGAUUUCAGAAUUAUCAAGGUAUCUUUUUGUUCAAGUCCAAUAUAAUUGUGUGCUUUAUAUUGAGAAGCAGUAGUGUUUAUUUUACUACAUCUCGUUGCACUGUUGACUACUGAGUGUCUUCUAGUUUGUCGACUACAUGCAUAUAUGCUUUCACUAAAUGAUUAACACUAGCUUGGUGAAUAGUGGUAACACUGAAAGGAGCAUAUUUGCAUGUCAGUUUCCCUACCCACCCAGGGGAAAUCUCUGGUGUCAAAUGGCAGGUUGGCAACUCGGACAUUUCUUGUCUUUAUGCAGAGGCUCCAGUAUAUGUGACAUUUCUAAAAUAUUCAAUUGUUUAAAGAUAAUGUUGUUGGUGACACCAACUUGGUGUGCCAACCAAUAAGAUGUUUCAAAGUUAUCACAUGUACCUGAACCUCUGGCAUCCCGCAUGAAGACAAGAAAUUUGAAAAAAAUUUUGCCAAAACAUUACAAAUUUGUGUCAAUUUUCUCAAAGCUUUGGCCAUGUAAUAAAACUUAAUUUGUUUGUAAAUUAAUAGCAAUUGGCAUUUCAAUGUAUCAUUAUUUUUGUGGGCUUUUAUCAAUACAAGCACAGUAUGUUCUUUUUACUCAAGUCAAUGUGUUCAUCGGCAUUCAAAUAGCUGCCAACCUUAGAUAUACAUAUAUAUAUACUAAUUGUUUACAUUUGGAUAUGCACGUUUCUGGGCUGCCUUAAAUGUUAAGGGAAGCGUCACAUAUCGAUUUUCUAUUGAGAAACGUCAUUUGGACGUUUCUCUGGAGACCCCCCCCCCCUUUGUCUUGCAUGCUAAUUUUCAAUUUUCAUUUUAAAGGCAUGAUGAAAAAACGCUUACCGCUCUCGAGCACCCAGAAGUAGAAGAUUCUGACGCUGAUGAUCGCUUGGAUUUAGAUAAAAUGGAACAAACCAGAAGUUCUUUGUAAGUCCUGGCAUACAUAUAUACAGUAUGCUUUUUUUAAGUCGAUUUUCCCACAAGAAACUCUGGAGACCCACCCACCUCCACCACCCCACCCUUGUCUGGUAGGGAAGGCCUGACUGCUUGCAUGCUAAUUUUCAUUUUUUAUUUUAAAGGCAUGAUGAUGAGAAAACGCUUACCGCUCUCGAGCACCCAGAAGCAGAAGAUUCUGACACAGAUGAUAGCUUGGAUUUAGAUGAAAUUGAACAAACCAAAAGUGCUUUGUAAGUCCUGACAUACAUAUAUACAGUAUGCUUUUUUAAUUACAGUCAAUCUACUUACAAGUGUGGAAAAAUGUUCCAUAUUAUAGUACAAAGAAGUGUAUGCAGUGGGUUGGCUGGAGCAGUUUUCACCAGGCUUUACAUGUUUAUUUGAAUCAAUGAGAUAUUAAGUAGAACUUCUGUACUAAAAUAUUAAUGUCUGCAUAUUUUUAUGUUUUAGAAUAAAUGAUGUUAUGGACAAAACAUUUCCAGAGGAAGAAGUGUUUGACAUGUUGUUGGGUGAAGAUGAUGAAUUCGAGGAUCCAGAGUUGUCUUUAAUUGAGGAUAACCCACAGCAUGCUGAUUUUCCUAAUACACCUAAGGAUAGCAUACCAGUACCAAAUGUUCUACCUUUGAAGCUUUCAGAAAUGGAAAAGUGUAUUGUGUUCACCGACAAAAUCCUGGAACUGUUGCAAAAAAUACAUGGCUCUCAUUGCAAUAGACCUGGUUGUUGCAAAACAUGGGAGUUCAAAAAACCAUAUGUGGGUAGCUGUCUUGUUGUGACAUGGAAGUGUUCAUCAGGUCAUUUCGGAGGAAGCUGGUCUUCCCAACCGAUGUUCAACAAAAUGCGAGCUGGGAACUUGUUACUUUAUCCUGCCUUCUCUUGUCUGGAAAUUCAUUUAUGA